Messenger RNA from Engraulis encrasicolus (European anchovy), 1041 nucleotides. It is a transcript of the gene rxfp3.3a3, whose product is annotated as relaxin family peptide receptor 3.3a3. Gene Ontology annotation, biological process: immune response; G protein-coupled receptor signaling pathway; calcium-mediated signaling. Gene Ontology annotation, cellular component: external side of plasma membrane; membrane. Gene Ontology annotation, molecular function: C-C chemokine binding; C-C chemokine receptor activity. The transcript has a single exon. The record is from RefSeq and is a predicted model, not a curated record. The coding region runs from base 1 to 1041 and encodes 346 amino acids. NCBI's taxonomy places the organism in Eukaryota, Metazoa, Chordata, Actinopteri, Clupeiformes, Engraulidae.
AUGACGGAUUUGGCGAUGAUGAACGCAACAUUAAACAUGACACUGGGGGACAGUGGUUGGUAUGGAACUGCAGAAGAUAUCGACUUGCCUGCAGACAGCCCCGUCUUGAGGAUCAUUAUUUCGGUCAUCUACUCUGUCGUGUGCGCUGUGGGUUUAGUGGGCAACCUACUGGUCUUCUUUUUGAUGAAACCCAAACGAGGCAAGAAGAGCUCCACACUAAACUAUUUCAUUUUCAACUUGGCUUUAACAGACUUUCAGUUUGUGUUGACUUUGCCAUUCUGGGCGGUGGAUAUUGCGCUAGAUUUCAGCUGGCCAUUUGGAGACGCCAUGUGCAAAAUUAUUAUGUCUGUGACUGUGUUGAACAUGUAUGCAGGUCCUUUCUUUCUUUUAGCAAUGAGCAUCACACGUUACUGGUCAGUGGCAUCGGCUACCAAAGGCCAUUCUUGUAAACCACUGUGUUCAGUCAAGUGGGUGUGCGCUUUUCUGUGGAUUCUCGCCACUCUGGCCACCGCGCCAACAGCCAUCUUCUCCACAGUCACCAGCGUCGCCGGGGAGACACUGUGUCUCUUAAAGUUUCCCGGAGGACAGUACUGGCUGGGAAUGUACAACCUUCAGAAAAUCAUUGUCGCAUUUGUUUUCCCCAUGUUGAUUUUAUCGGUGAGCUAUUUGUUGCUUGUGCGCUUCGUGAAAAAGCGAAGCAUGAAUAACCAUGCGUCAAGACGGAAAUUGCAUCUAACCAAAUCUGUUACCAUCGUCGUUAUGGCGUUCUUUCUGUGCUGGUUGCCCAACCAUGCCAUUACGAUGUGGGGAGUGUUGGUCAAACUAAAUGUUGUCCCCUGGGAUGAUGCAUACUACAUUGUACAGACAUACAUUCACCCUGCAACCGUUUGCCUUGCCCAAACAAACAGCUGUUUAAAUCCGUUCAUCUACUGCCUGACCAGAAGGGAGUUUCGGAAGAAACUGAAACACCUUGUGCUUCAUUUGACAAACCGCUCCGACACCCUCUCUCUACAAACAAGAUCUACCCGUCAGAUGGACUAG